Lodderomyces pseudojiufengensis is the source of this 2655-nucleotide messenger RNA. RefSeq names its product Ase1p (gene ASE1). Gene Ontology annotation, biological process: mitotic spindle midzone assembly; microtubule cytoskeleton organization. The transcript has a single exon. Gene Ontology annotation, molecular function: microtubule binding. Bases 1 to 2655 code for a protein of 884 amino acids. Gene Ontology annotation, cellular component: mitotic spindle midzone; spindle; cytoplasm. The record is from RefSeq and is a predicted model, not a curated record. Lineage: Eukaryota; Fungi; Ascomycota; Pichiomycetes; Serinales; Debaryomycetaceae.
AUGAAUGAAUCACUUCAAAGUACACCCAAAUCAAAAACCAUACAUAAAAACUUCAAAUAUAAUGAUAUAAAUAUGACAACUACAACUGUAAAUGAGAUGCUGCUGGCAACAUUAGUUUCAGAUCAUGAUAUCACCACUAAUAAAUUUGGUUCAAUUGAAUAUAAUAUAAAUGAAGCUAUACAAGAAUUAAAUAAUAUAUACAAGAUCAUAGGAUACUCAUCAUUAGAAAUAACGAACAAAAAAUCAGAAAUAUUCACAAUAGUUCAAGAAACAAUAGAUAAUUUUGCCCUAAGUCUAAAAAGAGAAAAAAGCAAUAUUGAUAAUGAGUGUGAAUGGUUAAGACAACAAAUUCAAAUUAUAUUAUCAAUGAUUAAUGAUAUAAGAGGUGAUAAAUGUUUAAAUUUAUUACAAAAGGGAUUAGUUUUUAAUAAUAAACAACAAUAUGAAGAUGGUUAUAAAGAACAUAUAUUAUCAACUAUGUCUAAUCCUAAUUUCAAGCUAUCUAAUGAUCAUCAUAAUGAAUUGACUAUUGAACAACAAUAUGAAUAUAUGGUUAGAACAAUUCCUCAAAUAACGUUAUUGGAAAAACGAUCUAAAUUGAAUUAUAUUUUCAUUGAUGUAUUGAAACAUUUUGUGAAGUUAUAUAAGCAAUUCAAUACAUUAAAUUUGGAAUAUUCUUCAUUGGUUGAUUUUAUUGGAUCUUCUGAAUUUGAUCCUGAGAUUGUAAAGAUUGUCCCGACGUUUGAAGUUGCAAAAAUUCAUAAGGAAAUAAUAGACGAGUUCCAAUCACUAAUCAAUGAAAUCAACACCACAAAAAAACUACCAGAAGAUGAUAAUGUAUUCAUACUAGCGAGUCCUGUAAAAGCAAGUCAUAAAGAUGAACAAAUGGAUGAAACAAUUGAUCAAGAUAAUAAUAUAAGUCGAUUAAGAGAAGUAAAUUAUCAAAUAGUUCGAAUAAUACGAAGUUUAAAAUUUACUAAAAUAACAACUGAAUUAACACAAAAUAUUAAAAAUGAAAUUGCAAUUGGUAAAGAGCUGUUAGAACUACGGAAAAAUACAAUGAUUGAAGUUAUUGAAAAAUGUUUGGAAUCUAUUGAUUUUCUACAAUUUACUAAUGAUCAAUUAGGAGAUGUUCAACAAUCUAAAGAUGUGUUGUAUAAAGAAGAUUUGAUUAUGAUUUUGGAAAAUCCAUAUAAAUUUGGAUUACAUGAUGAUAAAUUAGAAAAAUUAAUUAAAUUACAACAUUCAUUAGAAUCAAAAAUAAAUGAAAAACGAGAAAAAUGGUUAUAUUAUUCCGAAACAUGUAAAAACUUAUGGUCAAAAUUAGGAGAAAGUGAAGAAUAUAUUAAUGAAUUUAUGUCUAAAAAUAAUAAUUUAUCAGAUUUAUCACAAUUAAAUUUUAAAAUGGAAUUAAAUAAAUUAUAUAUAAAAAGAUCAGAAUAUAUUGAAAACUUUAUAUCUGAUGCCCGAACAGAAAUUGAUAAAAAAUGGGAUAAAUUAUAUUAUUCAAUGGAAAUGAGAAAAGAAUUUAAAUUUUUUAAUUAUAAUUAUGAAUCAGAUAUUGAUAUAGACAAGGAAACUAUAUUAAAUGAACAUGAACAGUAUUUGAAACAACUUGAAGAUGAAAUUAUAGAAAAAUCAUCAAUAUUUGAAAUAUAUAAUGAAUUAAAUGAAUUAUUAGCUGAUCAAAAAUUUUUACAAGAAAGUUCAAAGGAUUCAUCAAGAUUAUUAAGUAAAAAUUCAUGCAAGAUUUUAUUAAAUGAAGAAAAAAUAAGAAAAAAAAUUAACAAAAGAUUACCUUUAAUUUUUAAAAAUUUAAAAAAUGAAAUUAAAAAUUAUAAUAAUUUAGCUAUUGAAAAUGGUAAAAAAAUUAUAAUGAUUCAUGGUAAAGAUUUUUUUGAAGAAGUAUUAAAUAUAGAAAAUCAACAAUUCAAAACAAAUAAUAAAUUUGGUAAAUCUACAUCACCAGUUAAAAGACCAACUACCACUUCAAAUCUGAGAAAUAUUUCACCUGAAUUGUCAACAAGAAGAAAUGUGACUUCUUCUACAUCUUCCACAAGAAACAAGAUUUUCAAAUCUCCCACAUCAAGAACUAGACCAACUUCAUCAUCAUCUUCAUCAUCAACCACUUCCUCAACGUCAUCCACGUCCCACAAAAUGAAUCCAAGAUCCACAAAUCCAAUAACUUCUUCUACCUCGUCAAUGAAUUUCCAAAGUAUACCAAACAAUUUUAUGUCAUCAACAAUAUCAGAUAAAUUCAAUACAUUACCACCAAACUUAACAAUAAAUACAUCAACAUCUACAUUAUUAAGUAGUCCAACAUUAACACGUUCAACCAAUCACACAAGACCAGUACAAAAUAUAGAAUUAAAACCAUUAUUAUCACCAUUAAAAUUAUCUACAAAUAAUAUAAAUACUCAAUAUUCAAGAAAUAAUUCACCAACAACCAAGCCAAUUUAUCAAAGAUCACCAAGUUUUAAAGAAAAUACUUUUAACCACCAAAAAUAUCCAAAUAUUUUAGAUGAAAAAUUGACGUCUUCAAAAAAUAAUAAUAAUUUUAGUAUUAAUGCUAAUGAUACUACUUUUUCAACAAUGUUGGGAACUGAAGAUUAUUUAAAUUGGAGAGAUGAAAAAAUUAAACAAUUAAAUAAUUAA